Messenger RNA from Homarus americanus (American lobster), 3367 nucleotides. Its product is annotated as kanadaptin-like. Gene Ontology annotation, molecular function: mRNA binding; protein binding. The coding region runs from base 269 to 2773 and encodes 834 amino acids. NCBI's taxonomy places the organism in Eukaryota, Metazoa, Arthropoda, Malacostraca, Decapoda, Nephropidae. The transcript is spliced from 13 exons. The record is from RefSeq and is a predicted model, not a curated record.
AUGAAUCCUUUGCCUUUCAGUAAUGUCCCAGGUUCAAGCUAACGUGGGUACUCCAGUAACAAAGGAGUCGCAACAGGGUUAAAAAAUAGAUUCAGACCGAUCGUCCUAAUGAUUGUGUCUGGAAUAUACAGCACCGUCAGUCUCUGCUGGGUAGGAACGGCACAGGUAGAGUGGGAUUGUGACGUCACUGUAAACACUAAAGGAAGCAUUCAAACAUCUAAAGUAAACUACAGGCUGUAAUGAUUAUUGAGCAACUCUUAGUGUUAACAUGGAAGGGAGUCCAGUGAAGACAGUGUUGCAUGGUGCAGAGGACAUUUCACAUCAAGAAGUUGAAGAUGUAUUACUUGCUUCAAAGAUGGAGACAAUAACACCUUCGAACAAUGACUCUGAUACCUUUGAGAGUGUGACGACCAUAUCUAAGGAAAGGGACUUUAAAGCUCCAGCAGAUAUACCAUUUAAAAAACCUUUCUUUAUUAGUAAAAACCAACGACUAAAUACAAAUCAAGAUGAAAGGAAAAGUAAGGAAAAGGAGGAGAGGGAAAGUAAGCUCACCAUUAUAGAGUCGCCACAUACUGAAAAGUUACAAGAGAAGUCGCCUGCACAAAAGUUGACUGAGAAGUCUGUUCCUCUUCCAUAUAAGGAACCAACAUGGAGUGGACUACCCAUAGCUGAGUAUUCAUUUGAGGUCCUGAAGAAUGGGAUUAUUGUGGAUACAAUACCCUUGAACAAACCAUUUACAGUAAUUGGUCGCCUUGCCCAAUGUGACAUUGUUUUGGAACAUCCAUCACUGUCAAGGUUUCACUGUGUUAUUCAAUAUAGACUAGAAGGUUCUGAAACUAAACCACAAGGAUUCUAUGCUUAUGACCUUGGAAGCACCCAUGGCUCUUUUCACAAUAAACAUCAAAUGAAGCCUCACACCUACUACCUUUUACGAGUUGGUCACUUGCUGAAGCUUGGGGGUAGUACUCGGAUGCUGAUUCUACAGGGUCCAGCAGAAGAUCAAGAACCAGAAUCUGAUCUAACUGUGACAGAGUUGAAAGAUGAAGCAUUGAAGCGUGCCAGAAAGUUGAAACAACUUGAGAUAGACAGAAUGGAAGAAGAAAAUGGGGAACAAAAGAUGAAGGAGUCUGAUGGAAGUGGCAAGACCCAAGAAGAUAUUGAAGGCGUAGACUGGGGAAUAGGAGAGGAUGCAGAAGAGGAGGCAGAGGAAGGCGAUAAUCCUUUUGCUUCAUUGAACGAAGAUUUAUAUUUGGAAGAUCCAAAGAAGACCCUCCGUGGAUGGUUUGAACGAGAGGGUUAUGACCUCCCCAAUUAUGUUAUUGAAGACAUCAGUCCAGGCUUCUACAAAUGUAAAGUGGAACUUCCUGGCCCUGGUGGUAUUCCAUUAAUUGCCACUGUUGAGCACAAAGGGAAAAAGAAGGAGGUAGUAAUACAGUGUGCUCUUGAGGCCUGCAAGCUGCUUGACAGACAAGGUGUUCUCAGGCAAGCAAAACAUGAGAGCCACCAAAGGAAAAAACGUGAUUGGGCUGAAAAUGAUUACUAUGAUUCUGACGAGGAUGAUUUUUUGGAUCGUACUGGAGACGUGCAGCGGAAGAGAAUAAGGCGUAUGAAGGAUGCUGGUGGAAAGGACAGUGCCUUUGUAGAAAAUUAUGAUACUCUGAUAACAAAAUAUAAAGAAGUUUUAGAAGAAUUGGUAACUUUAGAAGGAAAACUAAAUGAGGCAGACUUUCUAAAGCAGGCCUCAGAGAGCAGCAAUGGAGCUGAUGAUGAUCUAGAUAGUUUCAUGCACAAGUUGAAGUCACAAGUACCAGACAAACACAAACGUGUCACUUGGAAGUUAAGAGUGGUUGAUUUACGAAAGGAUGAGCUACGACUGCGCAGACUUACAAAUAUUGCUCGACCUCUGGGUGUUCCUGAGUUACAACCGUACCACUCAAAAUAUGAAGCUUCCAGCAUCAAACAAAACUCCAGAUCAGCAUCUCUUGGUGAAAGGCAGAAGGGGUCUCUGGGAACUUCUUUAGCUUCCACACGACCAAAGGAACCUUCUUUCAAACCUCACAAGAUUUUCUUGGAAGAGGAGCAAGAGGAGAAGCCACGAUUGAGAAGAUUAGAUGAUGAUGAUAAACUUCCAACUCAAAUCCCUCCAACAUCCUCUUUUAAGUCGAAACACUUGACACAGGAGCACGAUGUGAUUGAAAAAUCAGACUCUGCAAUUCCAGUAACUUCAAAGGUUAACAAAACUCAAAAGCAUGAACACAAAUCUGUUUCAGUAUUGCUCUCAGAGGAUGAACAUACAAUCAGUAUGCUUAAAACAGUGAAAACACCAGAACAAGAUUUGCACGAAGUUGAAACGAGAGAAAAGAGUGGAAGUGAUGCAAGAAACAAUAAAAAUGAAAACAUAUUACAUUGUUUAGCAGACAUUAAUUCUCAAGAGAGUAAUAACAUUAAUAAAACUGAAACAGGUAACACCAACAAGUACACCAAUGACUGGAAAAGACCAAAUACCCCAGAAAUCUCCUCACCAAAAAAUUCCAAGUGUGAUGGUUCAGAGGAGAGCCCUUUUGAGAAAAAACCAAGGAUAAUAGGUCCCAGCUUGCCCCUGCACUUGGCACAUAUUAAGACAGAAUACCAGAAUCCUACCAAAACCAAGAAAAGGCAAGAUAAAAAAGGCAGAAAGUACGAUGAAGAUAGUCCAAACUAUGACAGCUGGACUCCUCCAAAUCAGCAGAGUGGAGAUGGACGUACUUCACUGAAUGACAAAUUUGGUUAUUAAUAACUACCAGUACUUACAAGUUUCAUAUGGCUCUGGAUCAGCUGCCAAAGCAACAAAGUGUUUUUGGUGAAAUCUCUUGAUGAUUUUUUUCUCAUAUGAUUUUGUCAUGCAAUACCAAUCGUAAUAAAAAGUUAUUUUACAGUAUCAGAAUUAGUUAGGCUUAGUAACCAAGACAAAAUUAUAUUUUGCUAAUUGUAAUGUAUCAUCAAAAAUGUUUUUUCUCAUAAAUACUGUAAUGUAUAAGAAAAUUAAUGCAGUACUGUAAUACAGUUUUCAUAAGUAUUACAGAUUAAGUUUUAAUUAUGUACAGUAAUGGCAUGUUUUUCAUCAUGUAAGUAUAUUGAGGUUUGUGGAAAUAAGUGGAGAGAAUACUUACAGUUAACCCUGAAACUCUGCGGGCUUUAUCCUGUUCAUCCCAACAUUCAGCUUGGGGGAGGGAGAGUUGUAUCACAUAUGUCAAUUUUUUGCUAUUUUCUUCCCCAUGGCAGCAGGUGGGGUGGGGUUAAACAUGGUUCAGCCUGCCCCUGGUCUUGUAAGUAAUAUGCUGUUACUAAAUAAAAGAAACGUUCAGAAAAAUUCUGUAAAAUAAUCAAA